Cylas formicarius (sweet potato weevil) is the source of this 2454-nucleotide messenger RNA. RefSeq lists its product as uncharacterized. Lineage: Eukaryota; Metazoa; Arthropoda; Insecta; Coleoptera; Brentidae. The record is from RefSeq and is a predicted model, not a curated record. Bases 16 to 2415 code for a protein of 799 amino acids. Gene Ontology annotation, molecular function: gluconolactonase activity; calcium ion binding. The transcript is spliced from 17 exons. Gene Ontology annotation, biological process: L-ascorbic acid biosynthetic process.
AUCACCACGUAUAAAAUGAAGAUUAUCGGUAUUCUGCUGGUAGCGCCCUACAUCCACUGUUUUUUGGAUUUGACCCUUCGGCAAGCGACGCCGCCGAUAACCAGGUAUGGUGACUCCCUUUUCUGGGACAGCGAUCAGCAAGCGAUUUAUUUGGUGGACGUGCUAAGUAGUACAGUAUACAAGCACGUGCACGGGUCCAAUUCAACAACAUCCACCAAAAUCCAUUCGAAUACCAUAGGCGCGGCCAUACCCAUCAGAGGCCGACCUGGUGAGUUUAUCGUGCCUGCAUACCAGGACGUGCUGAAGCUCGAAUGGGAUGGAAUCCAGGAUACUGGCAAGGUUACCAAGUUAAAGAAAAAUUUUGAUUUUGCAAAAGGCGAGCAAUUUCACUCAGCAAAAGCUGACGUUAAGGGUAGAUUGUGGGUUGGAACAUACCAAGUGAUAAACAGGGAGAAGUAUGAGUUUGUUGAGGGCGGGGGUUCCUUGUACAUGAUCACCAUAAAAAAACACUCGGUCGAAAUAGUAAAGGAAAUUGCGCAAUUUGACUUUCCCCACUGGUUUAGAUUGGAAAGCGAACGGGAAGUUUUUUUCGACCUGGCACACCAUCCACACCUCUCAGGUGGUAUUUCCGGAUUAAUCGUGAAAAAGAACCUCGUAGCAUUUAACUUAUACGGUGGCAGCGCUUUGGUAGACGUCGACCAGGAUACCAGCAAAUUGAUCUACGUCCUACCCACCCCGGUACCGCAACCCACGUCCUUGAUUGUGGGCGGUCCUCAUCUUGAUACUGCUUAUGUUGCGUCUUCUGACUUUCUGCUGACCGACGAAGAAAAACAGUUGAACCCUUUCGAUUCGCAAGCACUUUUCGCUUAUACAGGAUUGAAGACUACUGUAAAUGCUAAUGAACUAUCUGUUGUUAAAAACAACAUGCACGGACAUAUAAAUAACCCCAAACUGUUGACAUGCCAAAUUAUCAACAUGGCUAUCAUGGAGAAUUUUGCUAUUGUGCUAAUAGUGCCCUACAUCCACUGUUUAGUAGAUUUGGCGGUUCGGCAGGCGACAACGCCUAUCACCAGGUUUGGUGAAUCCCUUUCCUGGGACAGCGAAAAGCAAGCCAUAUAUUUGGUGGACGUGCUGGGCAGUACGGUAUACCAGCACGUCUAUGGGUCCAAUGCAACCACAUCCACCAAAAUCGAUUCUGAAACGAUAGGAGCGGCCAUACCCAUCAGAGACAGAAUUGGUGAGUUUAUCGUUCCUGCGAACCAGGACGUGCUGAAACUCGAAUGGGAUGGAACCCAGGAUACUGCAAACGCGGACGCUAAGGGUAGACUGUGGGUUGGAACAUACCAAAUUAUAAACAGGGAGAAGUAUGAAUUUGUUGAGGGCGGGGGUUCAUCGAUCAUCAGUUCAUCGGUCGAAAUCGAAAGGAAGUUGAGCAAUUUGACUUUCCCCAGUGCGCCCUACAUCCACUGUUUUUUGGAUUUGACCCUUCGGCAAGCGACGCCGGCGAUAACCAGGUAUGGUGACUCCCUUUUCUGGGACAGCGAUCAGCAAGCGAUUUAUUUGGUGGACGUGCUAAGUAGUACGGUAUACAAGCACGUGCACGGGUCCAAUUCAACCACAUCCACCAAAAUCGAUUCGGAAACCAUAGGCGCGGCCAUACCCAUCAGAGGCAGAGCUGGUGAGUUUAUCGUGCCUGCAUACCAGGACGUGCUGAAGCUCGAAUGGGAUGGAACCCAGGAUACUGGCAAGGUUACCAAGUUAAAGAAAAAUUUUGAUUUUGCAAAAGGCGAGCAAUUUCACUCAGCAAAAGCUGACGUUAAGGGUAGAUUGUGGGUUGGAACAUACCAAGUGAUAAACAGGGAGAAGUAUGAGUUUGUUGAGGGCGGGGGUUCCUUGUACAUGAUCACCAUAAAAAAAGACUCGGUCGAAAUAGAAAGGAAAUUGCGCAAUUUAACUUUCCCCACUGGUUUAGAUUGGAAAUAUGAUAACCGUUUCCUGUACCAUGCCGAUAUUACGGAGAGAAAAAUUAAAAAAUACAAAUUUGAUAUCGACAGCGGUGAUCUAGGCGAACGGGAAGUUUUUUUCGACCUGGCACACCAUCCACACCUCUCAGGUGGUAUUUCCGGAUUAAUCGUGAAAAAGAACCUCGUAGCAUUUAACUUAUACGGUGGCAGCGCUUUGGUAGACGUCGACCAGGAUACCAGCAAAUUGAUCUACGUCCUACCCACCCCGGUACCGCAACCCACGUCCUUGAUUGUGGGCGGUCCUCAUCUUGAUACUGCUUAUGUUGCGUCUUCUGACUUUCUGCUGACCGACGAAGAAAAACAGUUGAACCCUUUCGAUUCGCAAGCACUUUUCGCUUAUACAGGAUUGAAGACGUGGGGUAUAGCUUUUCACAAAAUUUUAUUACACUGAUUGAAUCCUUGCUAGGAGAGAUAAUAAAGAGAUUUAAUU